Gavialis gangeticus (Gharial) is the source of this 1271-nucleotide messenger RNA. RefSeq names its product intraflagellar transport 46 (gene IFT46). The transcript is spliced from 10 exons. NCBI's taxonomy places the organism in Eukaryota, Metazoa, Chordata, Crocodylia, Gavialidae. Bases 1 to 918 code for a protein of 305 amino acids. Gene Ontology annotation, cellular component: motile cilium; centrosome; intraciliary transport particle B. The record is from RefSeq and is a predicted model, not a curated record. Gene Ontology annotation, biological process: intraciliary transport; cilium assembly.
AUGCCGCGAGAGCCCCGACCUGCUUCAACAACCCGUCUGCGGCCUAGCGCCGCUGAGAAAGCCUCAUCCCACCAGGCCGGCCCGCGAGGGUUUAGUGCGGACGAGGACGAGGACGAGGACGAGGACUCGUCGGAAACGGACUCGGAGGAGGAGGAGGAGGAGGAGGAGCACGGUGCCCCGCUGCAGGGUGCCUACAACCCAGCAGAUUACGAUUAUCUGCCUGUGUCUGCCGAGAUUAAAGAACUCUUCCAGUAUAUCAGGAGGUACACCCCACAAACAAUAGAGCUCGAGCACAGGCUGCAGCCUUUCAUCCCAGAUUUCAUUCCAGCUGUUGGUGACAUCGAUGCCUUCUUAAAGGUUCCACGUCCUGAUGGCAAACCAGAUAACCUUGGGCUGUUAGUACUGGAUGAGCCGUCUACAAAGCAGUCAGACCCCACGGUGCUCACUCUCUGGCUAACAGAAAAUUCAAAGCAGCACAGUGUCUCACAGCAGGUAAAAGUGAAGAGCUUGGAAAAUGCUGAGAAGAAUCCCAAGGCCAUUGACAACUGGGUUGAGAGCAUAAGUGAACUGCAUCGCUUCAAGCCACCUGCCACUGUGCACUACACCAGGCCAAUGCCUGACAUCGAUACUCUGAUGCAGGAAUGGUCUCCAGAAUUUGAGGAACUCUUGGGAAAGGUGAGCCUCCCCACCGCAGACAUCAGCUGUGGCCUGGCAGAGUACAUUGACAUGAUAUGUGCAAUCCUGGACAUCCCCGUCUACAAGAGUCGGAUCCAGUCUCUGCAUGUCCUCUUCUCGCUAUAUUCGGAGUUCAAGAACUCACAGCAUUUCAAAGCUCUGGCAGAAGGAAAGCAAGUCAGGAGUCCUGCAUCCAACCCACCUGAGCCAGUGCCAGAGGCAGACAUACUAAGCUUCAGCUGAGGGCAAAGCCUUUUCUUCCUGGCUCAGGCCUGCGUCUGGGAAUAAAGCCUCAGACAAGACCUGCUUCCGGGUUCUUCAGGGUGUCUGGAUGCCCUCAUGGUCAGUGGCAGCUGCUGCGCAGAGCUCACUUCAGCUUGUUCCUGCAGGACCCAGCCUUGAAGGAGCUUGUGUAAUGAAGCCAUGGCAGGGCUAGCGGUGCUGUCAGCACCCGAGCCAGGGCAGAGCCCACCUCCUGCGGGCAUUCGCCUUGUGGUCCAGCCCUCCCCCCUCAAGAGGGGCCACAGGCCUCCAGUAGCUUCCAUGCUGCCUGCUCUUGGCUCUGGCAUCCCAAUAAAGUGCUGAUGAGCCGUGCA